This is a messenger RNA of Copidosoma floridanum, 1602 nucleotides long. RefSeq names its product myocyte enhancer factor 2 (gene Mef2). The record is from RefSeq and is a predicted model, not a curated record. Gene Ontology annotation, biological process: cell differentiation; positive regulation of transcription by RNA polymerase II. NCBI's taxonomy places the organism in Eukaryota, Metazoa, Arthropoda, Insecta, Hymenoptera, Encyrtidae. Gene Ontology annotation, molecular function: protein dimerization activity; histone deacetylase binding; RNA polymerase II cis-regulatory region sequence-specific DNA binding.
CGUUCAACAAGCGAAAAUUCGGCGUGAUGAAGAAGGCGUACGAGCUGUCCGUCCUGUGCGACUGCGAGAUCGCCCUGAUAAUCUUCAGCUCGAGCAACAAGCUCUACCAAUACGCGAGCACCGACAUGGACAAGGUUCUGCUCAAGUACACCGAGUACAACGAGCCCCACGAGUCGCUGACCAAUAAAAACAUCAUCGAGGCGCUCAACAAGAAGGAGCAUAAGGGCGCGAUGUCGCCCGAGAGCCCGGAGCCGGACGCCCAGGAGUACAACCUCACCCCGCGCACCGAGGCCAAGUACGCCAAGAUUGACGAGGACUUUCAGAUGCUCAUCAGGAACCAGCACAACGGCUCGAGGAUGGGACAGUCCAAUUACACGCUGCCCGUGACUGUGCCGGUCAACAAUUACGGGGAACAAAUGCUCGGCUCUAGUCCGCAGAUGGCCCACGCCAGCAUCUCCCCGCGACCCUCGUCCUCUGAAACAGAUUCAGUUUACCCGCCUGGAGGGAUGCUGGAGAUGAGCAACGGGUACACCCCGGGUUCGCCGUUGGGGGGCUCACCGAGUCCUGGGCCAUCGCCUGCCCUAGGUGUGCCCGUCUCAAAAGGUAAUCCGUCGAGGCACUCGCCUCAGCCGCCACCGCCGCCUCAUCCCCAUCGGGGUAACCUGCGCGUCGUCAUACCAACGCCGAUUGCACAAUCCCUGGCCGACGAGGCCAACUACGACGGUGGACACGGACAGGGGAGCUUGAACACGCCACCGGUAGUGGCGCUGCAGACGCCGUCGGUAGUGCCGUCAAGUUACACCGGUUUCGGGCCGACGGAUUAUUCGACGGACAUCAGCAGUCUUGCCUGGACUCAUCAGAGGUACGUUGAUGACUUGUCAAUGUAUUCGGCAGCCACCAUGUCCAGUAUAAGCAGUCUUCCUCAUCACAUGUCGGUAUCGAACAGCACGCCUCCGCCCUCGACGUCGCCGAUACCCGUGAAAAUCAAGAGCGAGCCCAUCAGUCCGCCCCGAGAUCACCACGGCGGGGGCGGCUCCAACGGGUCCCUCGCCGGUCACGCGUCCAGCCUCCACCAUCCAGGUCACACGAGCCUGGGUGGGCCGUCCUCGUCGUCGGGCGGGCCGCAGCCGCCGCCACCGCCUCACCAGGUCCACCAGUCGCAGCAGCAGCACGGUGGGCCCCAAACCUUGAAUCUCGUCUCGGUGAACAGGCCGGGCAGCAACCCGCCGCCGUCGCACUCGGGUAGCAUAACGCCGACGAAUCUACCCUCGCCCGGCCACGCUGGCUCGUCAGCCGCCGGUGGCGGCGUCGUCGUCGGCGACAUGCGCACGAGCCACGGGGGCCCAGGGCCCACCAGCGACUACGAGAACGGACCGCUCAUGAAACGCUCGAGGAUCACCGAGGGCUGGGCGACUUAAUGGUGUGUACCUUCAAUGCCAACCGCGUCGCCGAGCUCGAUUGGUUACUCCUCGAUGGGCAUCAGUGGACCAGCGUGCGCAACGUGGCGUUGACUUUUAUCCGCAUAGGUAUAUACACACCCACCCAUAUAUAAUGAUAAGAGAAAAGGACUAUAUAUAUAUAUAUAUAUAUAUAUACACACCC